UGCGCCUGUGCCCUCUGCCUCUGCACUCGGUACCGUCAGGAUCUCAACACCGCCCUCGCCCUCGCCCUCGGGUCUUCGUCCUUCCACUUCCACAUCAUUCCUUCCCUCACCUCGUCCAUCAUCCCCGGCUUCGCGAUUUCCCUAUUUCCCUAUUUCCCUCAUACACACCAUCCGGCUUUCCUCAGUUAUCCUCAGAACUUCAGUCUCCUUCAUUCUUCAGCGCAUUGAGGAUACACCUACGGGGUUGCCUGGCCUGAAAUGGCCCCUCAACGAUAUGAAGCACUAAACACGCACGACGACGACGUCGAUUCUCCUGUCUCUCCAGAUACUCCCCGACCCAUUCCAUCCUCCCCUCCACCGUCAUUCCGGUCCAGAGCCUCCUCACCUACCUCCAGGCGCCUAUUAGCGCAGGAUCCGUUAUCUACUCACGCCGAUCAAGAUCAUUUAGAGGACACUUUUGACGAUGGCGAGGGCUCCGAUGUCGAGAAUGAUGGCGACGACAGACAACGAUUGAUGAGAGCCGAUACUGGACUCUCCAGACAAGAUGCCUCCCCCUCAUCAACCUCUGUUCCCGAUACCCGGCCGGCGCCUACGAUUGAACGAAGAGUGACGGAACUCCCCGUCUUCAGACCUAUGCCUGCAUCCAUGAGAGCCACCGAUGGUGUUUUUGCAAAUUUAUCCGCAAAACCUGAACGUGGUGACCAAGUUGAAGAAAAGCCUCCUACAUAUGAACAAGCCGCCGCUGAUGCGACGCCUCCUUACUGGGAAACUACUAUUCUUGCGCCUGGAAUGUCCUCGGACGAAGUCUAUGUCGACGGUCUGCCCGUUGGAUCUGUCUUCUCGUUUGUGUGGAACGGCAUGAUCUCCAUGUCCUUCCAACUUGUCGGAUUCCUGCUCACUUAUCUACUUCAUACCACUCACGCCGCCAAACAUGGAAGUCGUGCCGGCCUAGGCCUGACCCUUGUACAAUAUGGCUUUUAUAUGAGCGGUUCCAACGAUGGCCCAUCCGACACUGGAAAUCCGGGACAGUUUUCAAACUCCAGCCCGCCAGAUCCGAAUAGUCACAGCUUUGACCCCAACGCCGUCAAUGGCGGCGGAGAUCAGUCUUCCGGAGGAAGCAGCGGGAUGGGUGGUUUCACCAGCGCAGAUUGGAUUUCCUACAUUCUCAUGAUUAUUGGUUGGUUUAUUUUGAUCCGGGCCGUAUCAGACUUUUUGCGGGCAAGAAGGCAUGAGGCCCUGGUUUUGCAGAGUCCCAGUCGAGGAUUGCCUGUCCCAGUUGUCGCGGAGGGCGAAUCUCCUGAGCAGACCGCCUAAGUCUUGUCCUAGAAGCAUUUUGUUCCCAGAGGGUCUAUGGCUUUCUCUCGUUGGACGAACGCACCUCUGGAUGUGUCUUGUGUGUAAAUAUAAAAUGCAUGCUUGUGGAAUGAACUGAACAACAGUCAUCCCUUUCCCGAGAAUGGCAAUGUUAUAAGAGAGGUCGAUUCACCGAUCUAAGGAAGAGCAGAAGAGCAGAAAAGGAAUUUCCAGGACAUGAGGAAAGUUGAAGUCAAUUCGGUCUGAAUAUGUCUCUCUUCGGAGCCAACGUCCUGGUGUUCUUUUUCACUCGGGAACACGCCUCUCCAGAGUUGAGGAUUCUCCUGCAAUGUCUUCGAGUCGCCGUGUGCAUGCUUGCUGACCUUGAUCGUGACAAUCUAUCUCUUUCGGCGCCUGAUUUCCAUUGCCGAUACUUUCUCCGCUCAAGCUCAACAACGAUCUUGCGGAUGUGCACAGCUAACGAAGCUUUUUUUUGUUAUAUCAGAGGCCGUCAACA
Messenger RNA from Cladophialophora immunda, 1810 nucleotides. RefSeq lists its product as uncharacterized. Bases 259 to 1314 code for a protein of 351 amino acids. Gene Ontology annotation, biological process: positive regulation of protein ubiquitination; metal ion transport; vacuolar transport. Gene Ontology annotation, cellular component: endoplasmic reticulum; perinuclear region of cytoplasm; Golgi apparatus. NCBI's taxonomy places the organism in Eukaryota, Fungi, Ascomycota, Eurotiomycetes, Chaetothyriales, Herpotrichiellaceae. The transcript has 3 exons. The record is from RefSeq and is a predicted model, not a curated record.